CUUGUUUAAUCACUUCCUAGUCCAAAUAUUUCACAAUAAUUAGCAAAUGUUUGAGACUUACAUUUUCAUAAAGUUUAACAAUUAUUGGUUGAAUAAGCACACCAGAUCAAUAAUUUGAGAUCAAUAUUUUUAAGUGGUGAAUGCAUUGUGAGAGAUAUGGUAUGUUUUGGUUACUACAUUCAUAACAGUAAUGUUAUUUCUACAAAGGUUCAACUUCUGAGAGUUUAUUUGUAUAAGAUAGGAAAGGUUUAAUUAAUUUUGUUGAGAAAGCAGUAUUUGAGACAAAGGAAAUGUAAAGAUUGGAAUAAAAAUUUCACAACAAAAAAUAUUUUCAAAAUGACUAUGAAAUAACUGCAAUAAGAUAUAAGGACAAGCUAUAUCUAUAUUUAGACGCUGUAUAGAUCAACUGAGUAAACAGGUUUCAACAAGAUUUUCAACAAAAUGGCUACCGGUGGAAAAAUAAAUACGGAUAUUCUUUCUGAUGAAAUAUUUGAUGUAUUAUGUUCAAUGUGUAAAAAAAAUAAAGGUAAAAACACUGAAGGUGAAAAAUUCUGUGUAGACUGCCAUGAUUAUUUCUGCAUAAAUUGUGUAAAGAUUCACAGUCAAGUGCCUGUAUUAGCUGGUCACAAGGUGUUGGAUAAAUCUCAAGUUAAGUCAGGAACCAGUAAAGGUCUACCGAGGGCACCAGCAGAGAGAUGUGACAGACACAGUCAUAAACACAUUGAUAUGUACUGUCAGAAUCAUGAUAAUGUUGGCUGUACUACAUGUAUGACAAUUGAUCACAGAUCAUGUAAGGAUAUAUUCUACAUACCAGAAUUCAUCCAAAAUAAAUCUUAUCAAGUGGCUUCAAGAAAAAUUCAAACAAAGCUGAAGGCAUUAGCUAAGACUCUUGCUGGACAAGCUUACAAAUUUCAACAGGAUAAACAGAAUCUUCUGAAAAGAAAGGCUGAGUUACUGGACUAUAUCAGAAAAUUCCGACAAGAAAUUAAUGACCAGCUUGACAAGCUGCAGAAAAGUUCAGUAGAUGAGAUAGAAAAUAAAUUCAAACUUCUUGAAGACAAGAUUGAAGAAGGUCUCAAACAGCUACAAGCGCACAAAGCAAACGUUACAUCAGCUCAUGAUAAAUUAGUAUCUCCAAACCAAAAUCAAGCUGAAUUGUUUGUUCUAGUGAAGAUUGGGGAAGAUGCUGAAAAUGUUGCCAAUAAAUUUAUAGAAGAUACCAAAAUGAAGAUUACAGUAAGUGACAUAGAAUUUCAACCUGACAGAAAACUCCUUCAACAGCUGAAACAAAACCAAACCAUUGGCAUGCUGACAGAGAAAACUACCGACAAGUUACUUCAGAUUACAGGAGGACAAUCAUACUGUGUCAAUGUUAAGUCUGAUGAACAAACAUGUGAUAUCUACAGUGCCUGCUAUAUUGAAGAUGGUAAAAUAAUCCUAGCUGAUUUCAACAACAUGAAGCUUCAACGGUUAGAUAGUCACAAUUAUACCAUCACAGAUUGUUAUAAUCUACAUGAACAGCCAUGGCAAAUAUGUAAAAUUCAUGAAUCUCAAGUAGCAGUAACAUUACCCGCAAAACAAGAAUUUCAUUUUAUUUCUGUUGGCAGACAAAUGAAAACAAUGUACAAGAUUAAAACUGAUUUUGACUGCCGUGGUCUUGCAUAUGCAAACAAUCAUUUAUAUAUUUCAGAUGAGACAUCAGUAUAUAUCUGCACAAUGACUGGCAGGAAACUUAAACAAUUUAGUACUGACCAGUCAGAACAGGAACUGUUCUCUAUUAUAAACAGUCUAGCUGUCAGUAAGGAUGCUACAAGGAUUUAUGUUGCUGAUGGUUAUAAAGGACUGAUUGUACUAGACAACAAUGGUCAGAUUGUUACAACAUUUAAUGGUGAACAAUUACAAUGGGCUAAUUAUUGUCAUCUCACUGAAGCAGGUAGUGUGCUGGUAUCUGGAUUUCACUCCAAUAAUGUUUUACAGUUUACAUCUGAUGGUGAGCUGAUAGGAGAGGUCAUAAAAGAUUACAGUGGAAAACAAGGAAUUUGGUCAGUUUGUUGUAAUCAACAAAUGUCUAAGUUGUGUAUAAGCAAAGAAUAUGAAGACAACAUUGAAGUAUAUGAUAUCUGAUCAGUUAAUAAGUAAAUGAAUACAAACAAGCAUAUAAUCAUGAUUAUUGUAACAACUUUAAUGACAGAAUGAAUAUAAACAUGAAAUGUAACAAACAAAAUGAAAAAAACAACAACAAAAAAAAAACAACAACAGAAAACAAUACUUAUGCACUGUAUGGAAUAAAUAGUAACACAGAUUAUUUGUCUUCAAACAAGUAACUACGUAGAAAAUUAGAAAUAUGCUAUUUUUUAAAGUUAAUAAAUAAGUACUCGUAAAUAAAAGUUGUGUGCAUGCCAUAUUAAUUUAUUUUAUGUGUUGUAUUUUUUAUGCCAAUUAUGUGUUGAUAUAAUAUUUUAAUAUCAUUAUUAUAAUAGCAAGUCCACUCACUCAACUGUUAAACAUAUAUAUUACACAUUGAUUUCUUUUAUGCAUUGUAUGUUAUUAA
Molecule: messenger RNA, 2551 nt
Organism: Ruditapes philippinarum (Manila clam)
Lineage: Eukaryota; Metazoa; Mollusca; Bivalvia; Venerida; Veneridae
Exons: 2
Coding region: 442-2124 (560 amino acids)
Molecular function (GO): zinc ion binding
Source: RefSeq, a predicted model, not a curated record